Molecule: messenger RNA, 1758 nt
Organism: Lethenteron reissneri (Far Eastern brook lamprey)
Lineage: Eukaryota; Metazoa; Chordata; Hyperoartia; Petromyzontiformes; Petromyzontidae
Product: E3 ubiquitin/ISG15 ligase TRIM25-like
Molecular function (GO): protein binding; zinc ion binding
Source: RefSeq, a predicted model, not a curated record
GAGCGAUCCCAGCGAAGUCAUGGGUCACGGUGAGCGCGACUCCCAGUGAGAGUGUGGAUAGUGAGCUGCGCUGCACCAUCUGCCUGGGCACAUUCGUCUGCCCCUCCACGAUGAGCUGCGGACACUCGUUCUGCCUCCGGUGCCUGGAGGCCGCCUGGGAGACGGCGAGCAGCUUCAGCUGCCCGCAGUGCCGAGCGACCUUCCCUGUGCGACCCCAGCUGAGGAGGAACGUGGCCCUCGCCAACCUGGCGGAGCAGCUCAGAGUUGGAGACGGGAUGGCCGCGGCCGUCGUGUGUGACAACUGCAGUGAUGGCCAAACUUCUGCAGCGAAGACCUGCCUGAGAUGUGAGAUGUCCUACUGUGCGAGGCACGCAAGGCCUCACUUGGAGAAUCCCAGGCUGAGAGACCACGUCCUGGUGGCUCCCACUGCGAACCUGGAGGAGCGACGGUGCAGCGAGCACAGACAGGAGCUCAUUCUUUACUGUGAACAGGAUGAGAUCCCGGUCUGCCUAGUCUGUGCCGUCACUGGGGACCACUCCGGGCACAGAGUCAUCACAGUGGAAAGAGCGCAACAGACAAGACAGGAGGAGCUCAGAGUCAGAAAGGAGGGUAGAGAGGAGAAGAGGAACACGGCGGCGUCACGGACACGGACCCUCAGGGACGACUUCUGGCGCGUGGAGGAGUCUGUGCGUGGGAUCAAGGCGCGGAUCAGCAGAGAGUUUGAGCGCCGAAGGGAGCAGCUGAUGGAGGAGGAGAGGGAGGCGCUGGAGCGCGCGGACGAGGAGGGCCGCUCCGUGCUGUCCCGCAUCCAGGCGGACAUUGCUCGCUACGAGAGCAGAGCACGCGGCCUGGAGCAGGAGAUCAACCAGCUGCGCGCCGCCCUCGCCAUGAAGGACCCGCUCUCCUUCCUGCAGGAUCCCCUGCAUGAGAAUCUCAGGAUCUUGGACGCGCAGGGAAUCCAGGAUGCGCCUCCUCCCACAUUUAGUCCCCAAGAGCUCACAGAGGCCAUCUCACUAGGAGGAGUGAAUACGAUGCGCGUGGCCCUCUUGUAUGGAUGCUCACCGACUCUGGACACAAACUCAGCCUACGACCGCCUCCAGAUUUCGUCGGAUCUCAGGACGGUGACGCGGAGCGAUGACCCCCAGGGUCGCCCACAACACCCACACCGCUUUGAGUGGUGGUCACAAGCCCUGUGCUCUGAGAGCUUCUCGUCGGGUCAGCACUACUGGGAGGUGGACGUGGGGAGCGCGAGGCUGUGUCGGGUUGGAGUCGUAUACGGGACGAUCCCACGGAGAGGGCGUGGUGCUGAGUGCAUCCUGGGAGUGAGUGGCGUCUCCUGGUGUCUACAGAAACGUGGCGCCAGCUUCUCAGUGCGGCAUGACGGGGUAGAGACCUCACUGUCGGUGCCGGAGCCUCCGCGGAGAGUCGGGGUUCAUCUGGACUGGGACGCGGGGCUGCUGUCAUUUUAUAGCGCUGAUUCCAUGGCGCCGUUGCACUCGUUUCACAAAACCUUCGUUCAGCCACUAUAUCCUGCGCUGGGAGUUGGGGGGUGGGGUGAUGAUGAUGCCUCAGUGAGGAUUGUGAAUCUGAGUGGUGCGUCCUGAGACAGGUGAACGUGAACAGCUCAGAGGGCAGACGCCACGACGCACGGCGCUCGCCACCCUCGUCACCGUCACGUGCAGUGCCACGCCCGUGGCUGGCUGGUGGCUGUCGGUGGCUCGGGGCUGCGUGGCUCUCCAUCACAACGGGGGGGCUGAG